Doryrhamphus excisus (bluestripe pipefish) is the source of this 1539-nucleotide messenger RNA. RefSeq names its product lactamase, beta 2 (gene lactb2). The record is from RefSeq and is a predicted model, not a curated record. Gene Ontology annotation, cellular component: mitochondrial matrix. Lineage: Eukaryota; Metazoa; Chordata; Actinopteri; Syngnathiformes; Syngnathidae. Gene Ontology annotation, molecular function: single-stranded RNA binding; RNA endonuclease activity.
UUUCCUGGUCGUUUUAAGUUCCUGCAAGUCAGUUGCCCUUUUACCCAUUUGUUCUGAGCUUCUUUUUGUGCCGUUUCUUCUGUUCAGUCCCCGUUAUGGCUGCAGUGAUUCCGCGUAUAGAGCAGCUGUCGUGCCGCGUAAUUCGGGUUUUGGGCUGUAAUCCUGGACCCAUGACGCUGCAGGGAACGAAUACCUACCUGGUUGGCACCGGGGACAGACGGGUGCUCAUAGACACUGGUGAGCCUGCUGUCCCUGAAUACAUCAGCACUCUGAAGGAGGCCCUGAGGAAGUUCAACACCAGCAUUCAAGAGAUCCUGGUCACUCACUGGCACCAUGACCACACAGGCGGCGUCGGGGACAUCUGCAGAGACAUCACUGGUUGUGAUGUCAGAGUUGGGAAACUUCCUCGCUCCAGCCAGGUUCAGGAGACAUCUGAAAACAUCAAGUACACAUACUUGAAGGAUGGCGAUAUAGUCCAGACGGAGGGAGCAACGCUGAAGGUUGUUUUCACGCCAGGCCACACAGAUGACCACAUGGCGCUCUUUCUAGAGGAGGAGCAAGCGAUCUUCUCAGGAGAUUGCAUCCUGGGAGAAGGCACGGCUGUCUUUGAGGACCUCCACGACUACAUGAAGUCACUGAAGAUCCUGCUUGAGGUCCAAGCCGACCUCAUCUAUCCUGGUCACGGUCCGGUGGUUCAGGACGCUGGUUCAAAGAUCCAACAUUACAUCAGCCAUCGGGACCAGCGAGAACAACAGAUCUUGGAGGCCAUUAAAGCCGGAGCGGGAAAGUCUUUCUCCUCCAUGCAGCUUGUCAAGAUUGUCUACAAGGACACUCCUGAGUAUCUGCAUGAAGCAGCCAACGUGAACCUGCUGCAUCACUUAAAAAAAAUGGAGAAAGAAGGAAAGAUCAGACAAGUGACGGAAACAUCACAGAUCAGCACAUGGAAGAGCAACUUGUGAUGGAUUUCUAAUAAUGACUGAAAGGGAUCAGAAUGUGCCUGAUUUAAUUAGUUUUUUUCACUAAAACAUAUUUUCAAAUCAAUGUGUUUGAUCAUUUCAGUGGGUGUUCAUAAUAAACAUUUUAGUGUUUUAUCCAACGGAUCAGCAUAAGAAUUGUAAUUUCAGUGUUACAAUCAGUACUCAUUCAUUCAUUUUCUACCGCUUAUCCUCACAAGGGUCGCAUGCUAGAGCCUAUCCCAGCUGUCUUCGGGCGAGAGGUGGGGUAGUACUUGUAUUAAAUUGUAUUAAAACCCUAAAAACAUAGUAAAUCAUUUGAGUCACUAGGUGGCAGCAUCUGCUACUUGUACCUCUUUGUAGACAGCUUUUGGAAACCAUCAUAAUUGUUUGAAUGCAAUGAAUGUCAUGUUAUUGUAUAAUAAGAAGUGAUUUAAUGUAGCAAGAUGUACAUAUUAGUUAUAGUUGAUCCCAAUGGGUGUUUAUACUGUAUAUUGGUUCCUAAAAAUGACAACCGAAGCAAUCAAAGGAAGCUACAGCAGUUUCAACAUGAGUGUCCUGUAGAAAAUAAUAAAAUUUAAAUGAA